CACGCACGCACGCACGCACGCUAAAAUGCCUGGAAGACAACGUACAGGGCAUACUUAACAAAGAAACUCCUUCCCCGUCGCAUUUAAAAUACGUCAUCCUCGACUGUCGUGCGUCUGACGGUUGUGAGUUUUCUGCACGUGUGAACUGUGCGAGCUCGCGGUCAUGACGGCGCGCUCGUUCUCUCAGGAGCUCGAGGACUUGUUAAAUCCGCUGCCCAAGUUUGCGGAUCCGGAGGAUGACGGGGACGAGGCGACGAGAGCCCGAGUGAUAGAUGAAUUCGGAGAGGGCGAGGAGGAGGUGGAGGACGGAGAGGGUCCGGUUCGUGUCGGGACCCUCCGGAACCGCAACUCCUCCCAGCUGUCGGACACGGACAGGCGGUAUGUGGGGAAACCAGUGUCCCGUAAACAGCUGCUGAUGGACUCUGAGCGCUCCGAUGAAGAGGAGGAGGAGGAAGGGGAUGAUGUUGAUGAUGAGGAGCAGGUUGAUGAAGAUGGUGUUUCUGUAGAUGAGGAAGCUGACGACGUAGUAGAGGAUGAGAAUGAAGAUGAAGAUGAGAAGUUCUUCAGCAGGGAGUCAAAAUUGACUGACGUCACUUUCCCUAAAAACGUGGACUUCCUUAAAAUGACAGAGGGCAUGGACGACCUGGGAGUGAGCAACGACGAAGAUGAUGAUGAAGAUGAUGAAGGUGAAGGCAGUCAGGAGGAGUCUGAAGGCAGCCAUGAUGAAGACCAAAGUUCUGAGAUGGACGAGGGGCCGGAGGAAGCCCCCAUCCUCACGUUCUCUCAGGACAAAGUGGACGAGGAGGUGGAGAAAGGCAGAGCGGUGAAGAACCAGCUGGCCCUGUGGGACCAGCUGCUGGAGGGCCGGAUCAAGCUCCAGAGAGUCCUGGUGACGGCCAACCAGCUGCCGCAGCCGGCCACCUUCCCCGACUUCAAGAGGAGGGGCGGAGCCGAGUUCGCCGGGGCGCUGAAAACCAGCCGCAAGGCCCUGAAGGCCCUCCAGAGGUCCCUGCUGGAGCUCCAGGACCAGCUGCUGCACCAGAACCCGGACACCAGGACCGUCGCUGUGGGGAGCGGAGACGAGGAGGGCGACGGCGAUGCGGGGUGGCCGGCGGAGGGGGCCGGCGCGCCCAAAAGGAAACUGGAAGUGGCGGAGUACCCGGCGUUGAUGGCGAAGCGUUUCGCGGCGUUCCAGCCGUACCGGGACGCCACCCUGCAGAGGUGGCACGACAAAACCCGCCUGGCUUCGGGCAGGAGCGGCCGGGGGGGCUUCGGGGCGUUCGACAGGAACAUCCUCACCCAGGUGGAGCAGGUGCUGAUGGACCGGGAGAGGCUGGUGCGGCGCACGCAGACCCGACGCUCCGAGUACGCCGUCCUGGGGAAGAGCGAGGCCCCCGCCGCCGCCGCUCCGGAGAACGCUGACGGCGAGCAGCAGCUGAAGACCAACGCUCACCUGAAAGACCUGGACGAGGACGUCUUCGACGACGACGACUUCUACCACCAGCUGCUGAGGGAGCUGAUCGAGCGCAGGACGAGCGCCGCCGACCCCAACGACCAGGUGGCCGUGGGCCGGCAGUGGCUCGCCAUCCAGAAGCUGCGCAGCAAGAUCAAGAAGAAGGUGGACACCAAGGCCAGCAAGGGCCGCAAGCUGAGGUUCCACGUCCACAACAAGCUGCUCAACUUCAUGGCCCCCGUCCACCACAGCUCCAUGAGCGACGAGGCGCGCAGCGAGCUGUACCGCGGCCUGUUCGGACACGCCGUCAGCAGCUGAGGGCCACGGGAUGAAAUUUGUUGGAUCAAAUCAAGAUGGCUGCCUCAGCUAAUUAGCGAACACAAACUGGCAACGUCUCAAGGAAUUUUUUUAACGUGACUUUGAAGUGCCCGUGACAUCGUUUUUGUAAUAAUUCAGAAAAAAAAAACUGCAAAGAUAAUAUUGAAAUAAUAGUUUUCACUACUCUGAGUUGGGCAGUUGUUGAAGUAUUCAUGUGAACAGGAAGUGAUGUCAAAGGGGAACCUCUGCGUGUAAACAGUAGUGUUGGGCACAAUUGUAGUGCCUGUGACAUGCAUCCUUCAAAUACAAAAAGUCAAAGAAAACAUAUUUAUAUUUAGGAAACUUGGGGAAAAAUAAACAUGAAUUUACGCGUUUUGUCAUAUAACUGGUUUAUUUUCUUUUGAACUGGACUCAGCCAGAGUGAAACAGGAAGUGACAUCAAAGGGGAAGACUUAAUGAAAGAAAACUCUUAUCUUUUGUUUACUGAAACGCUAUUAUUUGAACUUUGAAUCUUCAUCUCUGAUGGUGACUCAGAAUCGUAAACAUCAGAUUCUUCACUGUCUGUUAACGGUUGUAGCAGUGUUCUGUUUACAUGCAGUUAUUCCUCU
Molecule: messenger RNA, 2379 nt
Organism: Austrofundulus limnaeus
Lineage: Eukaryota; Metazoa; Chordata; Actinopteri; Cyprinodontiformes; Rivulidae
Gene: aatf
Product: apoptosis antagonizing transcription factor
Exons: 1
Coding region: 164-1771 (535 amino acids)
Biological process (GO): regulation of transcription by RNA polymerase II
Cellular component (GO): nucleolus; nucleus
Source: RefSeq, a predicted model, not a curated record